Molecule: messenger RNA, 459 nt
Organism: Geodia barretti
Lineage: Eukaryota; Metazoa; Porifera; Demospongiae; Tetractinellida; Geodiidae
Source: the annotation of a GenBank genome assembly
UUGACGGUGGCGGAGAACACACCACGCGGCGUGACGCUCGGAAGCUACGCUGCGACGGACGCGGACGGUGACACUGUUACUUACAGCCUGAGUGGCACGAACGCAAAGUCGUUCCAUAUUGACGGCUACGGCAACCUUAAGACACUUGAAUCUCUGGACUACGACAGCAACACGCCUUGCUCGGUGGGUGGCUGCUCGGUGACGGUGGUCGCUUCGGACGCUAACGCGGCCAGCGGCGAGCCGGCGAAUGGGCACAAUGGCCCGACUGAAGCGGCCGUGAUUAUUACGGUGUCGCCGUCGAGGACUCGGUCAGCACGCUUAGCGUUACUAAGGCGAACCCGGUUCCUGGGCACGACCAUGGGCGAUGCUAUGACUGCCCUGGGCAAUACUAAGGAGUCCAUAAGCGCCGAUGUUCCUGAGCGGCCGGCGGACCUGCCGAACGCUAUGGGGCGCCGCUGA